GAAAUUAAUUCCGGAAUCGGAAAUAUUAAAUAUUGUUCGUAUCGGAAAUGAAUUCCGGAAUCGGGAAUUUAAUCGGAAGCGUAUCGUACGAAUUAACAUCGGACGAGGCCCGCUAGACGAAGGCCCAGCACGAAGCCAGGCCGUCGCCCAGCGAGCCAACGCACACCAGCGCACGCCAAAGCCUCGACCAGGCCCAGCGCAAGGCCAGGCCCAGCCAAGGCCUUGGGCGCGCGCGCGGAGCACAACAGUGGGCCGAGCGCUGUGCGCCUAGCGUGGGCCGCAAGGCUUGCGCGGGUGUACGGUGCUCGUGCAUUGCUUGUGCGGGAAUCCUGAAGCAAUCAGGAUUCGAAGUGUGAUUAAAUCCUAAAACUAUUAGAUAAUGAUUAUUUAAUUAGAGUCCUAGUAGGGUUAUAAUUAAAUAAAUUAGUAUCCUAAUAGGAUUCCAAAACCCUUUCCAUAACUCUAUAAAUAAGUGCCUAGGGUCACAUAUUUUCAGAGAUUAUUCAAGUAUUCAAAGUGAGUUUUUGAGAGAAAAUUCAGACACAUUUCUUGACUAAAAGUGCCGAAAAUUUUAGUACCUUAAGGGCGAUUCUAGUUGGUCAAUCUUAAGGCGGAUCCGGACGUGCUGUGGACUAUCUACGGAGGGACGACACUUGGAGUCCUAAAGACUUGUUCUUGUUCGGUUCGGGCGCAGCUAGGGAAGGCACGCAACAAAGAAAGCAUGGAUUAGAUGUAGUGGCUAUUAAUCCGGGUACAUGUCUUGGCCCGCUGUUGCAGCCAGGCUUGAAUGCGAGCUGUGCUGUACUGCAGCAGCUGCUUCAGGGGUCAAAGUGCACUCAGGAAUGCCACUGGCUAGGGGCAGUACAUGUCAAAGAUGUGGCAAGAGCUCAAGUCUUGCUGUUUGAGACCCCUGCUGUUUCUGGCCGGUACCUUUGCACCAAUGGUAUCUACCAGUUUGCUGAUUUCGCUGCCAUUGUCUCUCAACUCUUCCCAGAGUAUCCAAUUCACAGGUUUACUGAAGAAACCCAACCAGGUCUGGUGGCCUGUAGAGAUGCAGCCAAGAGAUUGAUCGAUCUAGGCCUAAUUUUUACACCACUAGAAGAAGCAAUACAUGAGACAGUAGUGAGUCUGAAAGCCAAAGGUUUCUUGGAGGAAUAAAGGCCAAAAUCGUAGUUGCUUUCAUUGAUUCUAUGUGUGUAGUCUCAUUGCUUUCAGAAGCAGGCAACUAUAGUAAUUAACUUGUAUGAGAGUCUUAGCCUGUCCGCCUUUUCUAUUUUAACUAUAAUAAGUCUUUAGUGCGUAAUCAUCAGUUCCAUUUUCUUUCAUUAUGAUCCUUAAUCAUCCUGUAUUGGCAACUUGUUUAUGGCAAGUUACCAACAUUAUUUAAUAAUAAUCUCGAUGUUGCUUUAUGACUUCCUUAUUACUGUACUAAUGAUGGUUUCUUGUGCAAAUUUUAUGUCCAGUUUCAUUGAAAUCUAGGGCUUCCGACAUGAUAUUCCUGUAAGGGCAUGCCAAUAAUCAGCAGAUACUCCAAACCUCGGUUUCCGGUCAGUCGUGCAAUUAUUAAUAACUCUUAUCAACAUCUGUAUAAGACACAUGAUAUUUAAUCAUUACCAGGAAAUAAUAAGGUUAAGAAUGAUAUUGGAAAGUACAUGUGACUGGUUAGUUGUUACUCCAAUAUUGAGCUUUCCAAAGGGCUAGAUCAUACAGAUUGCCUGCUUUUGCUGUCAAUUUUGUUUGCAGAAUUUGGCUGUUUCUCUGGCACGUGAUUUUUUGAUGGUUUUGUUUGGUAGGGUCUUUUGUCGCCCAUAAACAGGCAAGAUUAAGAGUUUACUUAUGCAGAUUAUGAGUUCCAACCCUUUUUCUUAUUGUUCUAGCUUUAGCAUUUAUACUUCUUUCUCUCUCCUGUUUUUUCUGUGUUCUGAUACUAAGCAGCAUUCCAUGUGCUCUCUUUCUAUCUGCUUCUCAAAUUUUAUGCUGCUCUUUUACAAAGAAGGAAUCUUUCCUUUUUUCUGUUAACAGAAACUCAGUGUGAGACUUGAGUUUCAUCUGUUCCUUAAUAAAACAUUUUGAUUUUCACUGGCAAUAUAUUAGUAAAAAUUAUGAAAAUUAUGAAAAGUUGAUAUUUUGAAAAUAAACUUUGACAUGAAUCAAACUACAUUUAUUUAUGACUCUGCUUUUCCUUUCCUUAUACAUUAGUCAUUAGUGAGUUGAGUAAGGUGAGGUUUCUAAUCAUGCAUUAUUAUUAUUUUUCUUAUAAAUAAAAAUUAUUUGAAGUGUCUGGCAUUUGCAUGUGCAUCAAAUGAUUUUGGCCCACAUCAACAAAAUUAAUAUUCUAUAAUCUUGAUACCACUCAAAAAUUAAUCUUCAACCCCACCACUAUUACCUUCUCCAUCCCAUUCUUUUUCUGAUGGUAUUUAUGCUUCUCCCUUUGCUGAAGUUUGUGAUAUGCAAAAAAAAAAGUGAUGAUAUUUUUGUAACACUGUUCUUUUUACACUUUGAUGCUAUGAGUAGCCCAGCACCUUGCAGCAGCACCUGGUCAAUUAGUGAAGAUUCACCAAAGAGAUAUGUACAAUAUGCAAGCGAGAACUGUAUACAAGAGCUGCUGUCAGCGUCAGACUCGAGUAGGAAUGGGAAUGGAAAUGACGGGUGGAAGAUUGUUUCGUUAGAUAGUGGUAUGGAAAUAUCAAAGCGGCGUUCAGGAUCAUUCCACAUCUUUCGUAGUCGUUGGCUCCUCAAAUCAGUCUCUCCUCAGCAGUUCAUUUCUGUUGCCAAUGCUAUUGAUGCUGCAAAGCAAUGGGAUCCUGACUUGGUGGAGGCAAGAUACAUAAAGGAUCUGGAGGAAAAUCUGAGCAUAAUACGUCUAAGAUUCGGUGACGCAUCAAGGCCGUUGUUUAAGAACAGAGAAUUUAUUGUAUACGAAAGACGUGAGACGAUGGAUGACGGCACCCUUGUGGUUGCAGUAGCUUCACUCCCAAAAGAGAUAGCUGCUGGGUUAUACCCUAAGCAAAACAAGGCUAUCAGGGGUUUAUUGUUGCAAUCUGGCUGGGUUGUGGAGAAGCUUGAAGAUCAUUCCUGCAUGGUCACCUAUGUUGUUCAGAUCCAGCAGGAUGGCUUCCAAAGUUAUUUGUGAAUCGGCUGAACACAAAACUUGUAAUGAUUAUUGAAAAUCUAAAAAAAUUAGCACAAAGAAAUCAACUUGCUAGUGCUAUAUAAUUACUUGUACAAAAAACUUUUCAAAAGAAAAAAAAAGUGCAGGGACCAUUUUAGUGGUAAAAUUUUCUGUCAUAGUUGAUAGUACUAGUAAUUAUGAGAGCUUCUACUUGUAUUUUAUAUGUGCUAACUAUAACCGGUUAGACGGUAGGACAUCUCGUACGCUAAUUAUUUUAUUUUUGUCCACUUUUUUUUUUUUUUUUUCUAGUGGGGUAAUUUUAUCCACACUAAUUUUUAAAUGGACCUUGUUCAUACUAAAUUAUUGUGGAUCAUGUAUAAAAUAAAUAAAUUAACAA
Spinacia oleracea (spinach) is the source of this 3509-nucleotide messenger RNA. RefSeq lists its product as uncharacterized. The record is from RefSeq and is a predicted model, not a curated record. Lineage: Eukaryota; Viridiplantae; Streptophyta; Magnoliopsida; Caryophyllales; Amaranthaceae. Gene Ontology annotation, molecular function: lipid binding. The transcript is spliced from 6 exons. Bases 2411 to 3133 code for a protein of 240 amino acids.